AUGCACAUGUUCUUCUUCUUCCACAUCAUCAACUCCUUCGAGGAAGGCGAGAUCGUGUACCUGGACGUGGUGUGCUACAACGAGCCGCCUGUGGGCUUCCCCUUGCGACAGGCCCGCUCCGGCGAUGUUGAGGACUGGCGAGGCGGCGGCGGUGAGGUGCGGCGGUUCGCGAUGAACCUCAAGACCGGCGAGUGCUCAUGGACUGGCUGGCCGGACAACUGCUUCGAUGAGCCCAAGAUCAACCCCAAGGUGGAUGGCGUGAAGCACCAAUUCAGCUGGGGUGUCAUCGACGACAACGGCAUGCCUCUCGGCCGAUGGGCGCUGCAUGUGGCCGAUGAAAUUUUCGUGGGGCGCCGCCCUUUGAACCCCACCCCCUAA
Effrenium voratum is the source of this 378-nucleotide messenger RNA. The record is from the annotation of a GenBank genome assembly. NCBI's taxonomy places the organism in Eukaryota, Dinophyceae, Suessiales, Symbiodiniaceae.